CUCUUAGAGCUCAACUUACAGCGAGAGAAUAUUUCAGUAACCGAGUUGCGCUUAAACAUGGCCGCAGCUUCAUCGCGAGACGCACAGUCUUUAAGGCGCGCUUUCGACGUGUUUGAUCUCAACCGCACUGGCGAAAUAAGCUUCGUUGAUUUUCCAACGGCGGUGCGAUCCCUUGGCUACAACCCGACCAGCAGUCAUGUCGAUCAAGUUCUUAAGGCGGCCAAUAAGGAGGAGAAGGAUAAAAUUAAUUUCGAUGAAUUCAUGGUCAUGAUGGAGAAGUUUGAAGAUACGAGGAAGGAGGACGCUGAUGAAUCUCUCCGCGAGGCGUUCAAGUAAGUGCGCCAUAAUUUCUGCUUUUACCCACCUUUAUUCAAUAUCUUGCAACUCUUUGAAUUUGUGCUCUGCAUAAUGUUUAGUUUGUCAGGAAGAUUGUAUUGAUAACUAGCAAAAGAUCAUGAAUAUUUUGAAUAAAUUGUCUCCCAUGAUGAAAAACUAAAAGCAAAAACACGACCACUAGCUAGCAUGUGUCUUUGACCGAUGACUAUAAAUAAAGUCCACUUCCCUAAAUAAAUCCAUCUGACAACUAAAAGGCACUUAAAGGCUGCUUCCUCCAGCCUUUUCCCAUAGUUUUUCAAGUAACAAUUCUGCUAGGUUCUUUUCAGUUUUUUUCUAAAGGAGAAAUGACUGCUAAUGUAAUACAUCUUACUUUUCAGACUAUUUUCUUGUUCUGCUUAUUCGUCUCUUCGCUGCAGUCGAAUUAUCGAACUAAAAUUAGCCAUGCCUCAUUAAAAUUUGCAAAGUAAUCGAGAAUUAAGCCGCAGACUUCAAGAUGUGACUAUAAAAAGGUUAUUCUUCCAUAACCCAUUUCAGAUUCAAAUUCAGCCUCUCUUGUAGCUUUUUGAUAGAAGAUUAUUCUUGUCAGCGGCAAAGGAAUCGAAAUUAAAACAUUCGAAGAAAAAAAAUAUACACGCAAGAAAAAGCUUCAAGGAAAUUCGGAAUAAUGAAUCGAGAUAAGUUAUUUCUGUCGCGGUGGUCAACAUAUUAAUUUCACCCACCAAGCUGAGUAGACAUAGCCUUGCACGAACUUUCAGGUUAAAUUUGAGAAUGCAAACGCUGUAGUUUCAAGACUUAAAAUAUUAAAACUUACAACAUAUCUGGAAAUUUAUGACCGUGUCCUCAAAUUAUUAUUUUUUUGUCUUUCUAAUAUCCAUAAAGAUUUCUCUUUCUAAUGGCACGAUUGAAAUAAACGUUGGAUUAGUAAAUUAAACAAAUUUCACGCUAGGUCAGAAAAAUGUGAUAUUCUUCGAGUUUUUUCUCUUUUUGCCACUUCCUUUUAACAUAUAUCGCCACUUUAUAUUGCACUCACUCGUGUGACAAAUAUACACUUUUGCUAAGCAACGAAAAAAAUUUAAAACAAAUACGAAUAAAUUUUCUAUGCAAAAUUACUACUUUCACCUGUGAGGAUAAAGUCAGAUGUUUAUGUCUGUUUUUUUGAGUUUGUGUGUUUUAUUUCGUUGAAUCCAUACAUAAUAUUAACACUUGGACAUCGCGAAACACAGACAUAUAAGCUAAACUCUCAACCGAUCAGCUCUAAGUUUUCGUUAGGCGUUAAUUUUCGGGCUAGCGUUUUAACACCUUUGUUCGGCUUUGCAAAUUAACUGGCAUGAAUAGAAUGUGAACGCUAACUAGAAAAACGACCAAAAUGCUUCAAAUAUAUGUUAGAAACUCUCGCUUUGUACUCUAGGUUUAGCCAUUUUUGCAUGAAACCUCUUUCAUCUGAGGAUGAAAUAAAGUUUAGCUCUGACGAUAUUUCGCUCGCCUCGUGCACGUAUCCUUAGAAAGGUCUUCGGUAAAAAGCUGUUUCCGUUAGACAUUAAGGAAAUUGCAACUUCUAAUAAAAACUAAAAGAAAUGAAAAUGAAUUUUUUUUUCGCGGUGGUAUUUAUGAUACAUAUUUCAAACUAAAAUGAGCCUUGAGCGAAUAUCCAAUGUGAGAGAGUUGUUUUCGUCCUGAGGCUCGGCCAAAUAUCUGAUUUGUCAUUUUCCACCUGCCUGCAAGUUCCUUUGAAUUGUAAAUUAUUAAUGUGUUAAUUGAUAACUCUGUCCAAAGAAGAGCUUGAGAAAAAUAAUCUAUAGACAGUGAACUUGCCAAUCUAUGCAAAUAUACAGCGAAAUUCUAAUUAUAUUAAAUAUACUCAAGGCUUUGAGCUUCUUUGAGAUCGAAUUUUAUGGUUGUCGGUUUUUGUCUCAUUCUACGUAUUUAACGAUAUAAACCGAAAGGCACUUUGGCCACUGGGGAAAAUUUCGGCACUGACUAGAGAUCACCAGCGUAUAACCAACACAAUGGCUGCUGUUUCGUUUUUCAAAGUGAAGGUUUAAAACUUCCAAUUUCUAUGUUUAGACGUAUAUCGCAUCUGAAAUCAAAGGUUUUGCAAUUCACGGACAGUCUUUUUAGUUCGUAAAUUAAGUGAAAAAAGCGUUCAGAUUUGUUAAGGCUUUUAGUUUACUUGUUAUAUUUACUUAUGUUGAUAGAGGGAGGCUAUGAUAACGGCUAAGUGUGCAGCUAGCAAAGGUUCGAAAAAGCAGCUAUCUUAAGGCGCGUGCGUUACUGCCAUCGAAACUUUGUAAGUUAACAACCCCAGACUAAGGGCCAGUUGUUAGAGAAGCCUGCAGACAAAAUUUUCAGUAAAUCACUCUUUACAGUUCCCUUGCUUUAAAUUCGAUGACAGUACUAAUGACCGUCGCGCCGAAUCAAGAAAGCUUGCUCGCAGGCUAACUGAAACAGUGCUUCUCGCUUUUCUCUCUGCUCCCAUCUCUCGCAGUCUUUCUCCAAUAGGUAGGGAGCUUGAGCAACUACGACAGUGACGGCUCCGAAAACGUCAUUUAAAAACUGCACGCACCCUGCUUUAAACUUUAUCACGUGAUCGCGCUUACUCCACCUCGUUCAAUUCGUCAAAUGGUGGAGAAAUUUUUCGGGAGUUGAAUUAUAAAGGACUGUAUCGAAAUUCAGGUAAAGGAAAAGAAGGUAGUUGUCUUGUGUUGCCGUCCACAACAAAACGCCGUAAAAUUAGGACGUUUCACGCCGUCGUCGUGCACCGACGGUAAAGAAAUGUACAAAAAAACGUGAGGCAGAGUUGUUGUUUUUAUUUUAAACCUAUUGCUCUUCGCGGUUUUUUCCCCCUCGCCGUCGUCAUUUCUAGUAAGAUCUCUGAUCUCGUUCCAAGAGGUCACUAUCCUUUUGGUCAUCAGCAACAAGCACCUUCCAUGAGACAAGAAUAACGAAAGCUCUGGAGGCGAGAUUGCUUGCCAUCGCACUUCAUGCUCAUAUCGUGUUCGUUACAGUUUGCUUGGCUGUAAACAAUCUUUUACUCCUUGAUAUUACAAACCUAUUCACAGGGUGCCCCACCUUCUUAGCAGAGAAAUCUUCAAGUACGAAACUGAUCAAUUCCGUACCCAGAAACCUCGGGCUUUUUGGUCAGCGGGUGGUCUUCACCUGGUGAUAGGUACUUCAUAUAUGAUUCCUACAGUGUACCGAGAUAUAGAUUCUCUAUAUCUCGGUACGCUGUAGCAAUCAUAUAUGAAGUACCUACCCUACUGGCGACCACUCGCUGACCAAAUAGCACGAGGACUCUAAGUACGAGAUUGGAAAUUAAUGGACAAUGACGCCGUUAUUUUACAGGAAGUUCGACCGUGAUGGCAACGGUUACAUAUCCCCAGAUGAGCUACUUUACGUGGUUUGCAACAGCGGAGAGAAACUGAGCCGAGAGGAAGCAGAAGAACUUAUCAGCAUGUUUGACAAAAAUGCAGAUGGACAACUCUCCUGGGAGGAGUUUGUAGACUUCUUCAAGUGCGACAAAGAAGCAACAGAAUCCAACACGACCAUACCAGAAGAGGAGGAAAGCAAUGAUAAAGACACAUGA
Molecule: messenger RNA, 3919 nt
Organism: Porites lobata
Lineage: Eukaryota; Metazoa; Cnidaria; Anthozoa; Scleractinia; Poritidae
Source: the annotation of a GenBank genome assembly